Messenger RNA from Spodoptera littoralis (African cotton leafworm), 2991 nucleotides. The record is from the annotation of a GenBank genome assembly. Lineage: Eukaryota; Metazoa; Arthropoda; Insecta; Lepidoptera; Noctuidae.
AUGGCUUUGAAAAAAGUCAAAGGGAACUUCGAGAGAAUGUUCGAUAAAAAUCUGACAGACUUAGUACGAGGAAUCAGAAAUAACAAAGAUAAUGAGUCGAAGUAUAUAGCACAAUGUAUGGAAGAAAUAAAAGUAGAACUGAGGCAGGACAACAUAGCAGUGAAAGCCAAUGCAGUGGCUAAGCUGACAUAUCUCCAAAUGCUGGGAUAUGACAUAUCCUGGGCAAUAUUCAACAUAAUAGAAGUGAUGAGUUCCAAUAAGUUUACUUACAAGCGUAUUGGUUACUUAGCAGCUAGUCAGUCAUUUCAUGCGGACUCAGAAUUACUAAUGCUCACUACAAAUAUGAUAAGGAAGGAUCUCAAUGCACAGAAUCAGUAUGAGGCCGGCCUGGCACUAAGUGGACUCAGCUGUUUUAUAUCCCAUGACUUAGCUAGAGACCUGGCUAAUGACAUCAUGACAUUGAUGAGUUCCACGAAGCCCUAUCUUAGAAUGAAAGCUGUGCUUAUGAUGUACAAGGUAUUUUUAAGGUAUCCAGAGGCACUAAGACCUGCAUUCCCUAAAUUGAAAGAAAAAUUAGAAGAUCCUGAUCCAGGUGUACAGUCGGCUGCAGUGAAUGUAGUAUGUGAAUUAGCAAGGAAAAAUCCUAAAAACUAUCUGUCAUUAGCUCCAGUGUUUUUCAAACUGAUGACAACAUCCACCAACAACUGGAUGUUGAUUAAGAUUAUCAAAUUGUUUGGUGCCUUAACCCCAUUAGAGCCUCGACUUGGCAAGAAACUGAUAGAACCAUUAACUAACUUAAUACAUAGUACGUCAGCGAUGUCGUUGCUGUACGAGUGCAUUAACACGGUGAUCGCGGUACUGAUCAGCAUCAGCAGCGGUAUGCCAGGCCAUGCCGCCUCUGUACAACUCUGCGUGCAAAAACUCAGAAUACUCAUUGAAGACAGCGAUCAAAAUUUAAAAUAUUUAGGCCUGUUGGCGAUGUCAAGAAUACUCAAGUCUCACCCCAAGUCGGUGCAGGCACACAAGGACCUGGUGUUGGCCUGUUUAGAUGACAAAGAUGAGUCCAUCAGGCUGAGAGCUUUGGGCUUAUUGUAUGGUAUGGUAUCAAAGAAGAAUUUGAUGGAGAUCGUUAAGAAGUUGAUGGUGCACAUGGAUCGGGCGGAGGGAACAUUGUACCGCGACGAGUUGCUCACUCGUAUCAUCGAGAUCUGUUCGCAAAACAACUACCAACAUGUCGUGGACUUCGAGUGGUACGUCACUGUACUGGCUGAGCUCACUGAGAUGGAGACCAGCGCUAAGCAUGGCCGCAUGGUGGCGGCGCAGGUGACGGAGGUGGGCGCGCGCGUGGCGGAGGUGCGCGAGUUCGCGGCGCGCGAGUGUGGCGCGCUGGUGGCGCGGGCGGCCGCGGCGCCGCCCGGCCCGGCCUCCAAGGAGGUGCUCUACGCCGCCGCAUACGUGCUCGCUGAGUACUGCCGCGAGGAGUCAGUGAUGCGCGAGUCAGUAUCUGGUCUGCUAAUAUGCGCGGGUACAGGCGGCGGACACAUGCGCGCGCGCGCCGUCUGUGUACACGCCGCGCUCAAGAUCGUCGCCAACCUACUGCGACUGUACGAGGGACGGAACGAUAUGGAAGCCGCUAUUUCUAUCCUCCGCGAGGCUCUAUCGGGUCUGCGGCCACUGCUAUGUAGCGAGGACAUGGAGGUGCAGGAGCGAGCACACAACGCGAGCGCCCUGCUGGCGCUAGUACUGCGCCGCCUGAGCCCCGGGGACUCCGUCCUCGCCGCGCUGCCAGACUCCACGCUCCCGGACACUGCGCGCCCUGACACCAUCCUCGUCGAGCAUCAACACACUGAUGACCUUGAAAAAGAGGAUAAUCUUGACCCCAUAAACGGAGAAAGUACUACGUCGGGCUUCAGCGGCGGCCUAAUUGAGGAACUAGCAGACUUGUUCGACGGGGAACUGAAGCCGGUGGCGCCCAAAGCACAGAAGAAAGUGCCUAUGCCUGCAGAUUUGAAUCUGGAGCAAUGGUUGUCCCACGACCACUGGUCGUCGGAUAGUUCUAGCUCGGAGGGCGAGCCCGAAGCCGCCGUGUUCGCAGCGCCACAAAAAGACGCGCGACCCACCGCACAGUUCACGCCGGAGGAACUUGCCAUGUUACGCGAGGCCCGAAGACAGGAGCAAGCAAACAACCCACAUUACCUGAAGGAUGACUCGCCGCGGUCCUACCAACAAGACGACAUUCCCAUCGCUGAAAUAGCUCUCGAAGUCCCACUGCAAGUCCACACCAAGAGAUCUGAUAAAUAUUUACUGUCAAGAGAGAAUUCAAGCAAGAAAAAGAAAGAAAAACGAACGUCAAAGAAAAGGAAAAGCAAAAAGGACAAACCAUCGAGCGACUCCGAUAGUGAAGAAGAGGCAAGUCUCAGUCGGCCCGCAGUGGCGGAAGGUGGCGAGCUGCCCGAGGGCGCCGCACUGUCCGACGAGGAGCCGCCGCCGCCACCUGACGACCCCCACCGUGCGCUUGACCUCGACCUCGAUCAGCCGCUUCGUGACGAAGAACUACUUACAUCAAGAAUAAAUCAAUAUCCCUCUCCUGAAGGUGGAUUGUUGACUAAAAAGUCAAAAUCAUCAAAGAAAAACAAAUUGGCUGAUAAAGGUUCCGGCGACAAAGCAUCAAAGAAAAAGAAGGAAAAGAAAUCUAAGCAAAAGUCUGUAGAUUUAAUUCUGCCAGAAGUAGCGGAAGAUCUGCUUAUCGAGGAUUUAAGUAAGACAAAUGGCAAGAAAUCUGUGAAAGGAAGUGACGAAGUGGAAGAAGCUAUACUCGUCGAUCCCCACCCCAAGGGCACUAAGACUGAAAAACAUAAAAAAUCUAAAAAAGAAUCAAAAGACAAAGAGUCCAAGAGGAAUAAAUCAUCAUCUAAGAAAGGCAAGCACGAAAAGAAGACGGGAUAUGAAGAAGCUUUAGGUAUAUCUACACCUAGCAAAGAAGUCAUUUAG